Patella vulgata (common limpet) is the source of this 1583-nucleotide messenger RNA. RefSeq names its product glutamate receptor ionotropic, kainate 2. The record is from RefSeq and is a predicted model, not a curated record. Bases 57 to 1583 code for a protein of 508 amino acids. Lineage: Eukaryota; Metazoa; Mollusca; Gastropoda; Patellidae. Gene Ontology annotation, molecular function: glutamate-gated receptor activity. The transcript is spliced from 10 exons. Gene Ontology annotation, cellular component: membrane.
GGAAAGCUGGAAAAUAUUUUCCCGUUAAUGUAGAUUUAUUUACUGGUGAAGCGUUCAUGGAUUAUAUAAAACAAGUAGCACAGAUGUAUGUUGGGGAAUAUCUCAAUUUUAUAGCCGUACUAGAAGAUACAGGUAUAAUCGCAGUUAUCAAACAGAUUUCCAGCAUUGAUGAGAAUUCUAAAAAAUCUACCAACAUCAGACAUUGGUCAACAUGGGUAAUAUUUCAUCAUUUACAAGUUUAUCAACCAAUUGAAAGUCGGGUGGAAAAAUUUGACAAUAUGGCAAUUAUCUACCUUCGUGAUCGGACUGAUGAACGUGUAUCUGUAAGUGACGUAAUGACACUUUUGAUGACAAACUGUGGCGUUCGGUUUUAUCCGGUUGAUAUGUCACGUGAUGAACAACUAUUUCCCAACAUCAACUAUAAAUACAACGGAAGGCAUUUCAACGUCAUCACCAAAACUUGGAAAUCGUUUAUAGAAGAAGAGUAUGUGAAUGGCACACCAGUCUAUAAAGGUUACAUAGCUGAUAUAUUAGAUUCGAUUGCUAUAAAACUCAACUUUACAUAUUCGUUUUACAACGAUCCAGAGAUUUCCUGGACUGGCUAUGUCAAGGGAACAAACACAAGUAUGUUUUAUAAAGUAGUAAAUGGUGAAUAUGAUAUAAAGGCUUACCCAUCCGCUGUGAGUGAAGAAAAGAUGAAACACGUGGAUUAUGUUUUUCCUGCUUAUUUUACUGACAAGGUUAUCCCCACAUACUGGAAAAGACCAGUUUCAUCAUCUUUCCUGCUUUACACCAAACCUUUUCAGAUUGUAGUGUUAGUUGGGAUUCUGCUAUGCUUCAUCUACUUCUGUUGUUUUCUAAGGACAUUAGAGAGAAUCAAUCCAUGUAACAGAGGAAAACAAAUAGCAUCGCUUAAAGAACAAAUAUUUCAUAUUGUUGGCAUCAUUGUACAUCAAGGUGGUAUGCUAAAGAUAGAUUCAUUAACAGGUCGGCUAUCUUUGGCUUCAUUUUGGAUUUUCUGUAUUAUUAUGGGAUCUGUGUACAAAGGCAAUCUAGUAGCGUUCUUUACACGCACAAAUCCAGUUGUUGUGUUUAACAGUUUAGGAGAUAUUUUAGACAGUGAUUACCGGUUGGGAAUUAUGGCAAACACCACCCUGUUAGACCAAUUAAAGAACCAUUCUAUUCCUGAUUACAAAAGACUGCAAGAGAGAUUGAACGCAAAUAUACAGUUACAUCCAGAGAUGGCGGCCUAUAAUCUGUAUAACGAUGACGUACAUAUAUCUCAUCUGCUUGCAGGAAAUUACGUUUAUUUCGCAGGCGUUUCAUGUACCAGCUUUAUAUAUGCCAAUAACUGUGACGUUAUCAGAUUACAAACUGUUGCAAUAUAUGACCUUUUUUACGCCUUUGGGGUUCCGAUGAAAUCACCUUUGAAACAUGAGCUGGAAACAACUAUGAAUGAGUUACAACAGACUGGACUUAUUGAAAAAUGGCAAAGGAAAUGGUGGCCGGAGAGACGGAAGGAUUUUUGUAAUGCGCCAUUACGUGUGAAACAACUACACCUGUCGGAUAUUUACAACGGUUAG